Alternaria atra is the source of this 930-nucleotide messenger RNA. RefSeq lists its product as uncharacterized. Lineage: Eukaryota; Fungi; Ascomycota; Dothideomycetes; Pleosporales; Pleosporaceae. Bases 1 to 930 code for a protein of 309 amino acids. The transcript has a single exon. The record is from RefSeq and is a predicted model, not a curated record.
AUGCUCUCCCUUGUUGCCCUCCUCUCUGCCCUCGUCCUGCCCCUGUUCGCAGCAUCAUCCAACCCAAACACGACCCUCAUAUACCAGUUCCCCAACGGCACAUGGAUUGAAAACAUCGCCGUCCGCCACAACAACGCACUCCUUCUGACCCUACUCACGACGCCGGAUCUCUAUAACCUGGACCCCACCUCCUCCAAGCCCUCCCCAACCCUCCUCUACACAUUCCCCAACGCCACAGCCCUCUUUGGUAUCGCCGAAUACGCCCCAGAUGUCUUCGGCAUCGCUGCCGGAACCUACUCGUUUUCAGCUGGCGUCACUCCCCAUUCAUUCAGCAUAUGGAGCGUCGACUUUUCGCGCAGCGCGCUAGACAGCCAAGGAAAACCGACCGUCUCACUCCUCGCGCCGAUACCCCAAGCCUCCUUCAUCAACGGUAUGUCCACACUGGCCACUGACCCUAGCGUACUUCUCCUUGGCGACAUCGCUGGUGGCCAAAUCUUCGCCUUUGACACGCGCACGCGUGAAACACGCCUCGUUGUGCCUUCUUCCAACCCCCUUGUCGCAGCCACGCCUAGUUCAUUUGGCACGGUAGGUGUAAACGGUCUGCGCACGAGAUAUCAUAACCUCUACGUCGUGAAUACGGGCUCAGGCGUGCUGGGCAAGUUAGCCAUCAACACGGACGGUACGCCGCAGGCAGGCGCACAAGUUGAUGUCCUGGCUCGUGCGGCAGAUGGGACGAAUUGGGAUGACUUUGCGAUUGGUGGCCAGGGAACCGUGUUUGCAGUCACGAGUGGUGGGAAUACGGUUGUGAGGAUUGUGGAGGGCAGGGAGCAGGAGAUUAUUGCGGGCAGGAAGUACUCGAUGGAAAUCGAUCAGCCGACGGCGGUAGCAUUGUCGAGAGGGGAUAUUGAGGGGAGAAGUUGUUUGUCGUAA